Molecule: messenger RNA, 177 nt
Organism: Dovyalis caffra
Lineage: Eukaryota; Viridiplantae; Streptophyta; Magnoliopsida; Malpighiales; Salicaceae
Source: the annotation of a GenBank genome assembly
AUGGAUCAUUCACGUGGAAAUUUUCACUCUACUAAUGAAGAUCCUACCCCAAGAUCAAACGAGAAGAAAAAUGUUACAAGUGGAGAGAGUUCACAAUCUUCAUCAGCAGAGGUAGUAUCUGCAGGCCAUCCUAAUAGCACAAAUUCUUCAGAAGCAGCUGCUAAUAAGAAGGCAUAA